Molecule: messenger RNA, 1334 nt
Organism: Oryza brachyantha (malo sina)
Lineage: Eukaryota; Viridiplantae; Streptophyta; Magnoliopsida; Poales; Poaceae
Product: SNF1-related protein kinase regulatory subunit beta-1-like
Exons: 4
Coding region: 185-1120 (311 amino acids)
Molecular function (GO): protein binding
Source: RefSeq, a predicted model, not a curated record
GAUCGUUGCAUAUAGUGGUUUGGCCGUGUGGAGGUGUCCAAUCUUUUGCAUCGGAUUGGGCAUCCAAUGCGUAGUUGGCUCCAAUCCACAAAAGCCAUGGCGACACAAGAGAGAACCCAUCCACCCCAUCCGGGUAAAUCUAUAUAAUCUUGGUAAUUAAGAAAGUGCAAAGCGGUGACCGGAGAUGGGCAACAUGAGCGGCAGAUUGGAUGACAUCACCGACGCUGAAAUGGAUGAUGGAGGCAAUGGUGGGGCUCACAGCGGAAAUGGGGAUUACUCGUCCCCACUGCACUCCACGGACCGUGGUGGCUUCCCUCCUCCAGGAAGCGGCAGUCACGUGAGGCCUACAUCGUCGUCGUUGGGCUAUGUCGGUGGAGGGUCAUCCCCUCCGGGGAGCCCCCCGCAUCCGCACUCCCCACGUAUGUUUGUGCCACAGAGUCCUAUAACUCCAUUGCAUAGAGUUGUUGAUGAACCACUUCCGGUAUUUAACCAGAUAUUAGCGAGUGAACAAGAGGAAGAUAAUGAUGCUUCCCCUCAAAAGUUGAUUCCUAUCCUACUUACGUGGACUCUUGGAGGGAAGAAUGUCUAUAUAGAAGGAUCAUGGGAUAACUGGAAAUCAAAGAAAGUUGUUCAUAAAUGUGGAAAAGAUCACUGCAUCAUGUUACAGCUUGCAUCUGGAGUUUAUCGUUAUAGAUUCAUUGUUGAUGGAGAAAGAAGAUUCCAGCCUGACCGUCCAUGCGAAACUGACAUUAUAGGAACAAUUUCAAAUUUGGUCGAUGUUCAUGAUUUUAUCCCGGAGAGUGUGGACGGUGUAUCUGAGCUGAUGGCUCCUCUAUCCCCAGACUCUAGCUAUGGUUUGGUGGCUCCUGAUGAAAAGGAGUUUGCCAAGGAGCCUCCCACCCUUCCAGCGCAGCUCCACCUGGGUGUGCUUAACUCGCGAGGUAGCUCCUCAGAGAAGGAGGCCGGAGAAUGCGCGAAACCCAAGCACAACGUCCUUGACCAUGUCUUCAUUGGAAAGGGUUGGGGUUCCCAUCCAACUGUUGUGGCUCCUCUCGGCAUCACCUCUAGGUUCCAAUCUAAAUAUGUAACCACUGUCCUCUACAGGGCCGUCCAAAAAUAGAGAUAACAUCGAUCGCUGACGAUGCUUUAUCUUGCAUACAACCAUAGAAAGAAAGUACUAUGCUAAUUAUUUAGCCAUGCAUUCUGCUCAUUGAUUGCUUUGGAAUAAUGGUAAUUUUGAGGGUGCGGACACUGGUGAUUUCAGUGUUAAGAAAAAAACAAACUUAUUGAUGUGCUUAUAAUUCAAUCCUAAGGCUUUGCUUUUACUACUACAA